AUGAAAGCUUCCUCCUCGAAGCCUAAAUCGAAGCCGAACGGGCUAAGCGGCGGCUCUCUACUCGCAAAAGCGAAAUCUAAAGCGGGUGGACCCGGAUCGAGACCGGCCGCAGCCGCGUCGACCAUAGCGGGAGUAGCAGUGCCUGUGAGCGAGGUGGACGCGGAAAGCAGCGUUGCUCCGUCGCCAAUACCAGAAUCUGCAGCAGCUCCUGCGGAGUUUGAUGCAGCGGAUUCCAAGAAUCUACCUGUGGUCACUGCUGAUCACACUGACACGGCCGAGGACAUCGAUUCUGACGACGAUUUGAUUAAUUACUACAAUGAAACCCUGCAGGAACUCGUCGAGGACAAGAAAUCUGAGCUUCUGUACAUGAAAACGUUUCUCAACAAGAUCGCGGACGAGGUUUUGCCCGAUCCAGCUUUGAAUCAGAAGUUGCACAUGGGGUUCUACAGGUUGCUGAUGAACAGAAUGGAGGAGAUUGAAGAAUUAAUGGACAUUCUGAUGUCGGCGCCGGAUAAUUCUAGUAGUGCAGAUUCAUCUUCUAUCCACAGUAAAUUUCCCGUACAACACGUAAGAGCAAAUCCAAAUGCGGUGUCUGCAUGACAAAACCAGGCUUCCAUCCUAGUUUAGCAUGACAAGUGAUGUUACGCGCCAACUUGGUAAAAUUUGUGAUGCAUCUUGGGCAUGUUGUACGCAAAAGUUGUAUUGCAUAUCUUCCACCGGUGGACCAGGUAAAAUCACUCUCGACAUCAUCCAGCGCGCCAGCGAGUACGACAUUCCGGAAGAGUAUGGAUGUGUCAUGACCGAAAUCGACAAAAUCGAAAAACUUGUGACGCAUAAAAUGUAGGCCACUGAAGGCCUGUAUUGGGGAACAGGCAAAUGAGACCGAUUGCAAGCCUGGUGUUUAGGGGUAUGCAAUGUGCUGUCAGAGUAGCAUGACAGGAGCAGUCUUCUUUGCCCAAGCAGCACGACAGACUGGAUGUGGGUGCUCCCGAAAUUUGUCAUGCACCACUCGAAAACUGAAGCCCCAACUGAUAUCGAUUUUGUGCAUCACAAAUUUUUUGACUUUGUCAAUUUCGACUCUGACACUUCCAUAAAGAGCUUCUUCAGGCCGGAAGGCAGCGGCUGCAGGAAGACCAAGUAUUGGAGCAAAACCGGUUCUGGCACGGGCGAAACGCUAUGGAUUGCAAAAAUGUCUGGGUCUGGAAGAAUGCGAGAUCUGUCAUGCAGUUUUUGCCUGACCCAGAUCGUCUGGCAUGCAAGCUCUAGCAUCACAGAUUUUAAGCACUUAUUCCAAUGCCUAAUCCGCAUGACAAAUCCUCUCUCUCGGAAACAAGAAAUGGGGCUUUUUGAUAGCCAUGCAUGACAGAUUUUAUCAUGAUGUAGAAUUCGCAUCACAAAUUCGAAUCCUUCCAGACCCAGACAUUUUUGCAUUUGAUAAACGCGAGCGCUGUAGCAGGGAAUCAAAAUCGAAACAACAGUACUUCUAACGGAGGUUCUUCCUCUCCAAACACAACGAAAAAGCAACUACUAGACCAGUUGAAACUCCAGCAGGCGGAAGAGCAGGCAAAACUAGUCGAAAAAACGGAAAAGUUGAAAUUGAAAAUGCUCGGGUUUUGGACCUUGCACGAGAAAAUCGAGAAUUUUGAGCAGAGGAAACAUGGUUCAACUUUAUUCCAAGAAGUGUUGAAGUUCUUCGAUGUCUACGCCAACCCUCUGAUGUUGGACUUGGAUUGCGUUUUACCCGCGCCAGAUGUUGCUUCUGUUUCUGGAAGUGCCGCAGGAGGAGGGGUGAAAUCGUUCGCCCGCAGCGGUGCUUCUUCCUCCUCCAGCACGAAGCCGAAGACCGGGAAAACCCUUUUGCAGCGCAUCUGCAACUCGACAAAGCUCCCCCACGAACUGCAGCUGCAAUUGCUCGAGCACUUGCUAAAAAAAGGCGCGCACAUGCAGCUCGCGGUGUCCUACUACGUGUCCGCGCAGAUGUUCAACUCCCAAAUCGGCGGUGGGGCGGAGCAGCCAUACACUUUCAGCCACAUUGAGGAAAUUGUCCGGUUGUUUGUCUCGCAUUUCCAAACACAGCAUCAAGCGGUUUCUGAACAAGGCGGCAGCAGCACGUCCUUUCACGAGGAGGAUUUUGAAAGCUGUAUCGCCGCUUUGGGAGAAACGGUCGAUGGAAAAUUGCACGGAUUUGGGUACUUGAAUAUGAUGAGCGGAGCAAUAGACCAUGAACUGCAAGGUGGUCAACAUAUCAAACAAAAAAGUGUAGUUAACGUUAACGGUUUCCAUAGAUGAUCGCAAAUAUGCAUGACAAAUUUUGCCUAGCAUGCAUGCACGCUAUGCUUGACAAAUUUGGGCACAUUUUGUGAUGCAUAUACUGCAUCACAAAUUCCGUUAACGUUAACGCUUUUUCCUGUGAUACAGCAAGAAGAUCCGAACGCAGCAAUUCUCGAAGCGACCACACUCUCCCACAAACUCCGGGAUCAUUUAGCAACAGUUUACGACAAUUGGAAGCAGAAACUGCUUAAAAAAUCUUCCUCCGCGAGCCUGUCAUCAACAGGCGAUGGCAGUAUGCAAAUCGGCUUACCACUCUCCAAACCCUGGCCACAACUCUUCCGGGAUGUCUUGAUGCCGACUAGCGACCGUGACACAUCCGCGGACGCUGCGAACCAACUGAAAAAAAUCCAGCAUAUGAAAUGCAAAUAUGUCUAGGUCUGGAAGAAUGCAUGUUUGUCAUGCUUGUCUGGCAUGACUCUUAGACCUGUCAUGCACGUUGCCCAAGAGCUUCACUUUUCUGUGAUGCUGGAACGCAGUUUGUCAUGCAGAAUAGGCAACACCUAGAAGCUCAGAAACUUGUCAUGCUGAGCCAGUAUUUGUGGCCUCAUCAUGAGACGCCACCCAGCAUCACAAGUUUCCAGACCCAGACACAUUUGCAUUUGAUACCGCAGACCGUCGAGCAAAUUUGCGCUUGGAACGGGAAAAAGAUCUUAAACGAGCCGGUGGUUAGCAACACGGGAGCGAACAUGCUGUUUAUGUAAGAAAAAAACUGUAAUGUAAGUGUAAAUCUGUGAUGCAGAAAAUGCAAAACAGUCACACUUGUCAUGCCACACGGCCAUGAAGUCCUUUUUUCAUGUGUAUUUUCCCUUACAAGCCACGCAUGACAGGUUUUCUCUGUCAUGUAGAGCAAAUUUGUGAUGCUGUCAGCCAAAGAAAGUUACACUAAACACAGUUUUUUUCUUGGAUACUGUUUUUCUGUUCCUCAAUAACGAUAGCGCAACCUCCAUCGUCUACAACUACUUCUUCUAAAACGGGUCCAAUUCCACCGACCGGGAACAGCAACAAUAUCAAACCAGAAGCGAUCAAAUUCCUUUUGAAAAAGCUCGCCACCUACCGUCCGGCGAGUGAGUAUUUUCUGACCGACAUUUCUGGAACGACGAUCCUCCAAAAAGCCCUAGCCUGCUCCGACGACGUGGCUUCGUUGAAGCAGGAGGUUGCGCAACUACUUGUUUUGUCAGAAGCGUCCGCCUUCACCGGUUUGGAUUUGUUGUACUUGCAAAACUCGGAAGGCAACAACAUUUUGGACUUCCUCCUGCAAGAGCAGUCGGGCGGAGACACCCAGGCGAUGAAACUGCGGAAUUGGCUGAAAGACACGUUCGGAAACAGCAACACAAACGGACUCGGCAUCGGGAUGGAGUUGUUCGGGGAUUUUACCGAUUCGGGAAAGACGAACUUGAACAAAAUGGUGCUCGGAGGUGGCGGUGGCGGAAAAAGUGGAAUUAGCAUGGCGCCCGGGGGUAUGAACUACUGCAAAAUCAUCGCACUAGUAGAAACCAGCCAUGCUCCGGCUGCCGCCGGAGCGCAAGGCUGUUGGGCCGGGGCAAGACAGUUUGCCGAUCGGACCACAACGCCACGCGCCGGUGCACAGCGAAAGAUACUGGGGUCCUGCUGCACAACGGAACAUACUGGAGUUUGCGCCGCGCCAACCCGCAGGACCACUUGCGCGCUUCCCGCGCCUGUGGGCGCUCUGCGCAGGGAGCAGCUGCAAAGAACACCGGGGGCGAACAGAAGCCGCCCGGCGCGAGAGGGUAGCGCGAGAGGGUGGCGCGGGAGGGUGGCGCGAGAGGGUGUGCGAGAGGGUGGCGCGAGAGGGUGCGCGAGAGGGUGGCGCGAGAGGGUGGCGCGAGAGGGUGCGCGAGAGGGUGGCGCGAGAGGGUGCGCGAGAGGGUGCGCGAGAGGGUGGCGCGGAAAGGCGCCGAACAAAACAAGUCCGCGAAUGGCCUGCAAUGCCAAAUAUGGGGAGUGCCAUGGGGAUUCGCGCCCGCUUGGGUGUGCUUUUACCCUCUCGCAGACCUCCCGCAGACCCUCUGUCUGACCUCUUUUGGGGGUCCCCGCUAAUAGUCCGGCUAUACUCGUGGGUAGAGGUCGACAGAGGUGGCCGAGAGGUGGCCAAGAGGGUCCGCGAGAGGUCGCCCCUUAUUCGCGCCACCUCUCUCCACCUCUGUCGACCUCUCGCGCCCCCUCUUUUUGACCUCUCUGCACCCUCUCAGGCACUUAGGCGGCGCUUUAGGGUGAGCGCUUCGGCGGGCCAUACUCGCGCACCCUCUCGCCGACCCUCUCGAAUGGGGUCCCGCGCCACCUCUCCACCUCUGCCGACCUCUUUUUUACCUCUUUUGACCUCUUUCUGCCCUCUCGGCCACCUCUUGUUUACCCUCUGUCUACCUCUUUUUUCGCAUGAAUAUGAUAUAUAGUAAUCACAUCACAAAUUUGGUCAGCGUUACAAAUGGAAUUUGUAAUGCGGAUUCGGCUUAAGAGCGAGAGAGUUGUAAUGCGUGGCUGCAAUUACUACGAGUGCGAUACUUUUGCAGUUCAUAGGGGGUAAGCUGCUAACGGCGGAAGAAGUUUUGUCCGAGGCAAACUUAUCCGGACCGAGCGGCAGAGCGUUUCAGGACGCGACACGGGAAUUGAAAAAUAUGUCGGCGGAUGAAAUCAGGGGGAAUUCGGCCAGAUACCAAGAAGUGAAAGCGGCAAGAGAUUUUUCAGAUGUGAUGGGAGUUUCAUGAUCGAAUUAUGAACUUUAUCCAUGAAACACAUGGAAAUGGAUCGUGUUCAAGUUCACCAUGAGACUGCGGACACAUAAAUCAAUGG
Messenger RNA from Amoebophrya sp. A120, 5139 nucleotides. The record is from the annotation of a GenBank genome assembly. Lineage: Eukaryota; Dinophyceae; Syndiniales; Amoebophryaceae.